UGUAGCAGCAAAAGCAGAAAAGGAAAGGAACCAUGAGUGGAGCAGCAGGAUCGCCCGAUUUCUUCUACAGAGAAGCUCAACGCCUUGGCUAUGUCGCUCGCUCUGCCUUCAAGUUGCUGCAAAUGCAGAAACAGUACAAAUUGAUAACGCCUGGUUCUUCUGUUCUUGACCUGGGCUGUGCUCCUGGUGCUUGGCUUCAGGUGGCAUGCCAGAGCUUGGGACCAUUACAGAAAGGCGGGGCUGUUGUGGGGAUCGAUCUUAAGAAGGUGAAGGUUCCGUCAAUGCAUUGUGAUGCAAGGGUUCAGACUGUUUGUGCUGAUGUAAUGAGCUUACCCAAAGAUCAAAUUAGGGCUCUCUCCCCCAAGCAAAAAGGGUUCUCAGUCAUUCUGUCUGAUAUGUGUCCGCUGGUUUCUGGGAUCAGAGCUAGGGAUGCAGCUUUGUCUGCAGAAUUGGGCAUGCGAACACUUGAAUUGGCUGUUGGGGAGGCUGGCUUGGUGCAAGCUGAUGAUAGUAUUGAACAAAAGGAACAAUCGGAUGUCUCUGGUUCUGAUCCAGAGCAUCGUGGGAUUCUGCUGCCUGGAGGCCACCUUGUUGUAAAGCUUUUGGAGAGUGAAGAUGUUAAAGAUUUUAGCCACAUCUGCAAACCCCUUUUCAAAAAGGCAGCAUGGUUGAGACCUAAAGCUACGAGGUCAUGCUCCAGAGAAAUAUACUUGAUUUGCCAAGGAUUAUUGUCUUUGAAAAAAUGAGAUGUUUGACGCUGCUUGUUUCUUCUGGAUUUAAUAGAGCAUGAAUACAAAUGUGAACAGAAUGCAGAAAUUCAUAGAUUAGCGUAUGCCAAAUUGUUGGCAAUAGUGUAUUCGAUCCUACCUGGAAGAGCUCGAGGCAACGUUGUAGAUGAUAUGUGGAUUUAGUGCAAACGGGAUGGUUUUAGUUUUAUUUUCACCCUUCCAGUUGUUCUGAGCUUUAAACCAUGUGCCAUAUUUGACAUGUACCCAAAAUAUAGCCUUGACAAAAGAGUGGAGUCUCUGCUGCUUUUAUUCUUUGGUCUGCAAAGGCUGAUAACAACAGUUGGAGGCUUUUGAAGCUGGGGAUGAAGAGGGCAUUUAUUCUAGUUUUGCAUGCUUUAGUGGAUUUUUGCUGC
Messenger RNA from Coffea eugenioides, 1141 nucleotides. Its product is annotated as ribosomal RNA large subunit methyltransferase E. Gene Ontology annotation, biological process: RNA methylation. The coding region runs from base 33 to 746 and encodes 237 amino acids. Lineage: Eukaryota; Viridiplantae; Streptophyta; Magnoliopsida; Gentianales; Rubiaceae. Gene Ontology annotation, molecular function: rRNA (uridine-2'-O-ribose)-methyltransferase activity. The record is from RefSeq and is a predicted model, not a curated record. The transcript is spliced from 6 exons.